UGAUAAGAAUAAUAUUUCUGGAGCAACUAUCGGUCGCAUUUCUCAAAAUCAGAAUAAUGCUGUAUACUGUCACAGCUCAUAUGGCCCAACAUUUGGAGGAGUUUUUAAAGUAGUGAAGAAAACUUAG
This is a messenger RNA of Diversispora eburnea, 127 nucleotides long. The record is from the annotation of a GenBank genome assembly. Lineage: Eukaryota; Fungi; Glomeromycota; Glomeromycetes; Diversisporales; Diversisporaceae.